Portunus trituberculatus (swimming crab) is the source of this 2320-nucleotide messenger RNA. RefSeq names its product protein disulfide-isomerase-like (gene Pdi). The record is from RefSeq and is a predicted model, not a curated record. NCBI's taxonomy places the organism in Eukaryota, Metazoa, Arthropoda, Malacostraca, Decapoda, Portunidae. Gene Ontology annotation, biological process: protein folding; response to endoplasmic reticulum stress. Gene Ontology annotation, cellular component: endoplasmic reticulum. Gene Ontology annotation, molecular function: protein disulfide isomerase activity.
UAAUCUUUAGAGACUAUGAGUAGGGAUACAGGAGUAAAAACCGAUACAAAUACAGCCACUGGUAACGGCAACAACCAACCAAUGGGGGCGGCCCACGACUGGCCACGUCUGCGUCUUGCCGCUCUCACACUCUCGUCCCAGACUGUAUCAACAACCCGGACGAUGAGGGUGGGAGUUUCCGUUGCCGUCCUGCUGACCACCUUGGCUCUAGGAGUCACAGCAGAAGAUAUUAGUACAGAUGAAGGCGUGUUAGUGUUGACGAAAGGCAACUUCCAGAAGGCUACCGAAGAUAAUGAAUUCGUCCUGGUCGAGUUCUAUGCCCCGUGGUGUGGUCACUGCAAGGCUCUGGCCCCUGAGUAUGUCAAGGCUGCUGCCAAGCUGACCGAGAUGGAAUCUGCCAUCAAGUUGGCUAAGGUUGAUGCCACAGAAGAAACUGAACUUGCUGAGGAGCAUGGCGUCAGGGGUUACCCCACCCUCAAGUUCUUCCGUAAUGGCAAGCCAGUGGAUUACAAUGGUGGCCGCCAAGCUGAUGAUAUUGUUAAUUGGUUGCUGAAGAAGACUGGCCCACCUGCUAAGGCUGUUGCAUCAGUGGAUGAGGCCAAGGCUCUGAUAGAUGCCAGUCCAGUUGUGAUCAUUGGCUUCUUCAAGGAUCAGGAAUCUGCAGGGGCUAAACAGUUCCUGGCAGCGGCAGGUGCCACAGAUGACCAUCCAUUUGGUAUCACCUCUGAGGAUGCCGUCUUCAAAGAAUAUGAAGUGGAGGGUGAGGGCAUCAUUCUGUUCAAGGACUUUGAUGAGGGUAAGAACAAGUAUGAAGGAGAGAUCACUGAAGAGGGCAUCUCCAAAUUUGUUACUGCCAACUCCCUGCCACUGGUUGUGGACUUCAACCAUGAGACUGCUUCCAAGAUCUUUGGUGGCGAGAUAAAGUCCCACCUACUUAUCUUCCUUUCCAAGGAGGCUGGCCACUAUGACACCCACAUGGAAGCAUGCAUGAAUGUAGCCAAGUCUUUCAAGGGCCAGGUGUUGUUUGUCACGAUCAAUACUGAUGAGGAGGAUCAUUCUCGCAUCCUCGAGUUCUUUGGCAUGAAGAAGGAAGAAGUUCCUGGACUGCGUAUCAUCAAGCUGGAAGAGGACAUGGCCAAGUACAAACCAGACACCUAUGACCUUAGUGAGAGUGGCUUGACUAACUUUGUGCAGCAGUUCUUGGAUGGGAAGCUGAAGCAGCAUCUGCUGUCUCAGGAUAUUCCUGAAGAUUGGGAUAAGGAGCCAGUCAAGGUCCUGGUGGCUUCCAAUUUCGAUGAAGUGGCUUUCAACAAGGACAAAGAUGUGCUUGUGGAGUUCUAUGCCCCAUGGUGUGGGCACUGCAAGCAGCUGGCUCCUAUCUAUGAUCAGCUUGGAGAGAAAUUCAACGAUGAUGACACUGUGGUCAUUGCCAAGAUGGAUGCCACAGUAAAUGAGCUGGAACACACCAAGAUUCAGUCUUUCCCCACACUAAAGCUCUACAAGAAGGGCACCAAUGAGGUGGUUGAGUACAAUGGAGAGCGAACAUUGGAAGGCCUGUCAAAAUUCUUGGAAACAGGCGGUGUGUAUGGUCAGGCAGCCCCUGAAGACAUGGAGGAUGAGGAAGAAGAGGAUGAAGAAGGUGAUGUGCCUGCGAAGGAUGAACUCUAGGAUUCCUUUAUUUGUAACCCUUAGGGAUUUUGCUUUCUCAGAUGGGGAAGUGGUUGUCCUUAGUUUAAAAAGGAGCUCCCAUUUGUCAAAUAUUCAUUUGAAACUUCAAAAAUAAGAUUACACAUUACAAGUGGCCUAUUGCCUCAGGGUUAAAGUAUUAGUAUUUCCAUUGAUAAAAUGCCCAUUGGUCAUGCAGGGAGUUCCUCAUAAAGGAGUUAUUUCUGAUAACUUCUUUAGUUUAACCAAAAUGUGUUGAUGGUAGACAGGUUUCAUUUAAAAUGUGAUGAAAGAGCUAUGUAUGCAAAGAGUAUUUUUUCUAUGCUUUAAUGUAUUUGAUCACAUUCCUUCAGCCUUUUUGUAACUGGGGCAUUCUAACCCUUGUGACUGGGAUAGGUAAUUUUCAACGGAUUGGUAUUAAAACACCACUACAUUUCUUAGCUGUGGUGCUGAUCAGUGGAAGAUGGUGGUGAUGCUCAUAAGAUGUUGACAUUAUUGAUGCUUUACUGUUGUCUUCCACGGCAUUGAUCUGUUUCCCUGGACAAAGCACAAUGCUUCCCGUCACAGUGUGUUGUGUGCAUGAAUGAGAGUCCGAGGUCCCUGAGCAGUGUAUGAUUAAACCCAAUGACUUUUUCCAAUAAAAGUGAAAAUCUGU